This is a messenger RNA of Fusarium sp. VM40, 1926 nucleotides long. The record is from the annotation of a GenBank genome assembly. Lineage: Eukaryota; Fungi; Ascomycota; Sordariomycetes; Hypocreales; Nectriaceae.
AUGGAGGUUCUUGGUGCUGUAGCCAGCUCCAUCGCUGUGAUCCAGGCGCUGGCGGCUGGAAAGCAUGUCGUCAGCCUGACCCGAGAAAUGCCAGAUAUCCAGAAGGAUUUCGAAUAUAUGAUGAAAGAACUGGGCCUGAUUCGAUCCAUGGUGCAAGCUGUCAGAAGCAUGUCUCCUACAGAUUUUGAGCAAGACUUGAUCGACAACGCAUGUGGUAAUCUCGAAGAAGUUACCAAGCAGCUUGAGGCAUUGCUACGAAAGUGUGCUUACGAGACCGAACAAGGCGACAAGAAAGUAUGGAAGAUAAAGAAGAGAAAAUGGCUCCUUGAUAGGAGUGAUAUCCAAAAGCUUCAACAAAGAAUAGGCCAGGCCAAAGAGACUCUGCAUUUCGCUGUCACAUCCUCGCAAACAUCGCUCAAUUCACAACUCUACACCGAAGUGCGCCAGAUGCAUACGAAGCUUUAUAUGAUGAAUAUGCAGAUAUGCUCAACCACUGAAGGUCUACAGGCGGGCCAGUCGUCAGGCCAGCCUUUCAACAGUCCAGUUCUUAGUGAUCCGCAGAUUCCAGUGCUACAAAACGAAUCAGUCCGACUACGGGCGGUAGUGCCUUUCGCUCAAACUGCGCAAACCGCAUCAUUCCUAAGCUAUGCCAGAGACGAUUCUGAAGGUGUGACGACGAAAGUUCAUGCGGCGAUUAAGCAACGGGCAGGUCUAGACGAAGCACUACGGGAGCAACCUUGGGCUAUCAACACAGUCGACGAGAGUGGGUUAUCUUCCCUUCAACUUGCAAUUCUUGAAGGCCAAGUCCCUGAUAUGGAAGUACUAAUUUCUGCGGGCGCCAACGUUGAACAACAAAUGUACGAUGGAAUGUCAGCCCUGAGGCUGGCAGCUCGUUUAGGAAAUCCCGAAGCUGUAAUGGUUUUACUCAAGGCGAAAUGCAGUGUGAACUUGGCCGAUCUAGAGAGAGAAACAGCAUUAUACUCUGCUUUGGCUGGCGGCAAUGCGGAAGUGAUACGCCUCUUGCUGAUGGCAGGUGCAUCCGCAACGCACCGUACUGCUCGGGACAUAACACCGCUGCAUCGUCUCAGCAAGUAUAUGAAAGCGGAUUUAGAUGUCAUAAAGUCAACCAUUGGCAUGCUUGCCAUGGCAGGUGCUGACCUGGAGGCAAAAGACGAUAUUGGAAAUACGCCAAUCGCAUAUGCAAUAAUAUGGAACAACGUUGGAGCUGCGAAGUGUUUGGUAGAAGCGGGCUCUUCCCUCUCCUUUUAUAGCUCCUACUCCCAAAACUUGCUACACUACGCGUCUGCUUUUGCUUCGUUGGAUAUGCUCAAAUGUCUUUGCGGAUUGGAGCCAUCUGAUAUAAGUCCCUACCAGAAAGACCACUGGGGUUUCACGCCUUGGGAUUUGUUUAUCUACCUACAUGUCGCAGACGAACGGAACCUUCAAGGGCGUUGGAACCUUGAAGGGCGUCAUGAACCAACUCCUGCUGAGCAAAUGGCCUACGUCGAGCUCUUCCAAGGUGUCAGAGAUAGAUAUUUACAGCACGAUAUCUGCAUCUUGGAACGUAUUCUCUCUGCGAUGAGAAAACAAGACGUCACUGCGGCGCGAGAAGGCCUAGCAUUGCUGAUUGGAAGAGAGACAAACUGGGGAUGUCACGAUCGCGCUUCAUGGUAUCGAGCUGUUGACAAGCGUGUACAGCAUAUGGAGUGGGAUUUGGCUAUGGAGGAUGUGGAAGACUUUCUCGUGGAUAUGAAAAAGGAACUAGACACACUUGUUUGGAAAUUUCCGUCAUUCUGGGGUGCCUACUUAUGGGGGGAAGACGAUAAGGAUUGGAUCACUGAGGAGGAAUCGGUAGAAUCUGACUGGUCAAGUGAGGGAGAUAUGACGGAAGACGAAGUUCCAGCAGCGCAGGAUCAAGAUGGGUAA